UAUCUAUGGUCCCUGGAAUUAUAGGAUGCAUUGGAUUCCUUUUUGCAAAGCAGCAGGAAGAGACUUCACAUAUAAUUUGUCUUCUUGGUCUCACCUGUUAAGAAUGGCCAACUUCACCAAAGCCAAUUUCACCGAGGAAAACACUAAGUAUAAAAUCGUGGAAAUGAUUUUCAUAGCUACUGUAACUGGGUCACUUAGUCUUGUCACUGUGGUUGGAAAUAUCUUGGUCAUGCUGUCCAUCAAAGUGAACCGCCAACUUCAGACUGUCAACAACUAUUUCCUCUUUAGCUUGGCCUGUGCUGACUUGAUAAUUGGCAUCUUCUCAAUGAAUCUGUACACCGUGUAUAUAGUCAAGGGCUAUUGGCCACUUGGGGCUGUAGUAUGUGACCUCUGGCUGGCACUGGACUAUGUAGUGAGUAAUGCCUCUGUCAUGAACUUACUCAUCAUCAGUUUUGACCGCUAUUUCUGCGUUACCAAACCACUGACCUACCCAGCUAGGCGGACAACCAAAAUGGCAGGACUGAUGAUUGCAGUUGCUUGGAUAUCAUCCUUUAUCCUCUGGGCACCUGCCAUAUUGUUUUGGCAGUUCAUUGUCGGAGAGAGGACAGUACCAGAAGGAGAGUGCUACAUUCAGUUCCUCUCCAACCCGGCUGUAACCUUUGGCACAGCCAUUGCUGCUUUCUACCUCCCAGUGGUUAUCAUGACUGUGUUGUACAUCCACAUCUCAUUGGCCAGCCGGAGCCGUGUGAGAAGGCACAAACCAGAAAGCAAGAAAGAGAAGCGGACUAAGCCCCUCAGCUUUCUGAAAAGCCCUCUGGUCAAGCAGACUAACAACAAUUCUCCCAAAAAAGUGGUGGAGGUGAAGGAGGAAGCAAAAAACGGGAAAGUAGAAGAGCAGCCCUUGCAACCAUCUGAAACUACUGGCCACCAAGAGGAGAAAGAAACCUCUAAUGAAUCCAGCACGGUAAGCAUCACCCAGACGAAUAAAGAGAAACAGGGGCUGGAGAUUGUACCAGCUGAUACAGGCGAGAGCCCUGCCCAUCCUCGGAUCAACCCUGCCUCUAAGUGGUCCAAAAUUAAGAUAGUCACUAAACAAACUGGGACUGAAUGUGUCACUGCCAUUGAGAUUGUCGCAGACAAAGAAACCCAUUCCACCCCAAUCACCUUAUCAAACAGCCGUCCAGCUAAUGUUGCCAGGAAAUUUGCCAGCAUUGCCAGGAGUCAGGUCAGGAAGAAGCGACAAAUGGCAGCUCGAGAGAAGAAAGUCACCAGAACCAUUUUUGCCAUCUUGUUGGCUUUCAUUUUGACAUGGACACCUUACAACGUGAUGGUCCUCAUUAAUACUUUCUGCAAUUAUUGUGUUCCUGAAACAGUCUGGUCCAUUGGGUACUGGUUGUGCUAUGUCAACAGCACCAUCAACCCAGCUUGUUAUGCCCUUUGUAAUGCUACCUUCAAGAAAACUUUUAAGCAUCUUCUUAUGUGUCAGUACAGGAACAUUGGUACUGCAAGAUAA
Molecule: messenger RNA, 1513 nt
Organism: Notechis scutatus (mainland tiger snake)
Lineage: Eukaryota; Metazoa; Chordata; Lepidosauria; Squamata; Elapidae
Gene: CHRM4
Product: cholinergic receptor muscarinic 4
Biological process (GO): regulation of locomotion; chemical synaptic transmission; adenylate cyclase-inhibiting G protein-coupled acetylcholine receptor signaling pathway
Cellular component (GO): plasma membrane; synapse; dendrite
Molecular function (GO): G protein-coupled acetylcholine receptor activity; G protein-coupled serotonin receptor activity
Source: RefSeq, a predicted model, not a curated record